UUUCCUCUUUCUUUUCCCCUUUGUGGUUUGAUCAAGGGAAGGAAACGAAGGAGCCGCAGCCUCCACGAUCCGUCUCUUUUAAGUAACGAAGAAGAGAGAGAGCAAACCCUCGUUUACUCCCCUCUGUAGAUGAUUCUGUGAUCGAUCCAUAUAUGUACCUGACGUGAGACGAACGCGAUUGGAUCUUCUUGCACCCCCGCUGUUAAUCCCUCAUCGGAAUCUUUCUCCGUCGAAAACCGCGAAAUUUCAGUGGUUUUCCGGUCAAGAUUGGUCCGUUUCUGCCCGUUCUUGGUUCCAUCCUUCGCUUUCAUGGACCUUCUUUGAAUCCUGAGAAGUUCCCUCUUUUUCGGUUUCUUCUUUUCCGGAUUUGGAGCUCGUCCUCUUUGCCUUGGUUGGCGAUUGAGGAUUUAGGUUUAGGGAUAGGAGGGCAGGACUAGAGACGCCUUCUGUAGUGUUCUGGAGAUUGGUUUUAGGGUUCCUGUGGCGUGGGUCUUUUCGGCUGCUGAAGCGUUGGUGUUGCUUGUUGGGGGUCGCCUCCCUGUUGAGACAAAAAAAAGGUCAUGUUUUUAUCUCGAAUUGUGAUGAUUUAAGGGGCCUGGCUUUGGUCACGGGUUGAGACAUGGAAGAGGACUGCGCUUUAAGAUUCAGGUCGAUUGUUUCACGCCGAUUCCAGUAGAUUGGUUCAUCGAUUUCUGCAGCGUGUCGUGUGUGUUUGGUGGCGGGCAAUGCUGUUCUAGGAUGGGGUGAUCUUGAUUCUUUCCGGUGUUUGUGAUCUUUAUCUUAAUUCCUUUUUGGUACGAGUGUUGACGGAGUCUAUUAGGUAUAGAUUGUUUUACAUCCAUUUCGUAGAAUUUUCUGGUUUCCUUGAGUGAUUGGUGGUGGUAGUUUGUGUUCAGAGCAAUGAAGUGGUUCUGAAUCUGGAAAUGUGUGUGAGGACAUGGUGCAGAGGCAGGAGUAUUGGUGGUGGUCCGUUCCCAUACUGGAACAGUUGUUCUGGAUGCUAGUAUUUCUAGUCAACCAACACUCACCGUGCAAUGUCUCGCUGCUUCCCCUAUCCUCCACCAGGAUUUGAAAAGAAGACGAACGACCACGUAGGCUUACUAGCUGAGGAGAAGCACAGAAAGAAGCAUAAAAAGGAGAAGAGGGACAAAGAAAAGAGAGAAGGCAAAGAGAAAAAAGACAAAGAUCGAAUUAAAGAUAAACACAAGGAGGAAAAAGAUCGAAAAGGAAAGCAGAAAGACAAGAAGAAGGAUGAGGGCACGGAUAAGAGCAGGAUACCAUAUGAUAGGUCUGACAAAAAGAUCGUCUCUCUCCAUGAAGACACAUUUGGAGAGUGCAGCCAGAAGAGUGAGGAAAUUAAACAUUAUAGAUUUACUGAGGAGUUGGACAGGAGGAUCAAAGAUGAAGAGAAGGUGGCAACAAAUAGAAAGAUUGAGAACUUCAGUAAUCCAAUUGCAAAAGGCAUUGGUAGCUUGGGUGCUGCUGCAUUGGUUAAGGAAAGAGCUGCGAGUGAUAAAACCAUUCCACCUUCCAUGGGUGCUUCACAAAGGAGAAAUGAUGGUUUGGAAAGACCAGCUGGCAAAUAUAUUGUUUCAACUCAAAGAAGAAAUGAGGGGCUGGUUUCUGCAGGUGCGGUGCCGAAGGAAAGAACUACAAGUGACAAGUUGGUCCCAGAAGUUGCUAGCACAGGGCAACGAGGGAAUGGUGGUAGGGCAUUACCAGUGGAGAAACCAGUUGGUUCUGUUCAAAGAAGAUUUGAGGACCCAUCCCCUGCAAAUUGUUUGGAAAAUGAUAAUUACAAGAGUAACGAAGUUGCCUCAUGUUCUAGUAGUGUGGUGCGGAGAACAACUAAUGGAAUGGGCCGACAAGCACAAAUCUUUUCCACUAAUAAAAAUGUUGACUCUAUUGGCCUUGCAACUAAGAUGGAUGACCGAAGAGAAUCUAACAAAAUCAUUCAAAACCAUGACCUUAUGGAGCAAAGAAGAAUUGAUGGGAUGGACCGAUCAGUGGAGAAGGGUGCAGACAACAGGACGGAGGAGGGGAAAGCGAAGAAUAAGGAGAGGGAAGCUGAUGAUAGGAAAGAAGAGAGACACAGGGAUGGGGAUCAUGAUCAGAAGAAGAUCAAGGAUAAAGAUACACAUAAAGGGAAAAAGAAAGAAAAGGCGAAAAUAAAAGAGAGAGGCGAACAGAAACAUAAAAAACAAAAUGAGCCCCAAGAUGGCAGGAAGAAGGAUCAGUUAGAUAGUCACAAUCUAGAGCCUUUAGCCCCUCAGACAGAUGAUGCAAAGAAUUACCUUAUCAAUGACAAUGUCAAGAAGAGAAAGGAAAUUCAUACAAAUGGCUUUCACAACGAGAAUAAUUUGCUACCUAACAAGUUUCCGAGAGCAAACACUUCCUCUCACCUUUGUGAAGAGAAUGGGUGGGCACCGGAUUCGUCCCAUGUUGCUACAGCAUACCCUUCAGUAAAACCUGAAGCCAUAAACACCAUGCUCAUAGGAAAACCUGUAGAUAUUAAGGAACAGAUAAAAAAUGGUAUCACAAAAGUUCAGCCAUCAUCCAUUGGCUUUACGCAAACGGUUGCUGCAGAAAGUGGUGCAACUAGUAAAAUUUGUACAAGUCCUCACCCGGAUUCCAUGUAUCUCAACCAACUAUACUCCAUUCCCAAAGUGGAUGAAUGGCCUGAGCAUGACGACCAAGAGUGGCUUUUCAGCAGUUGUCACCAUCUGCAACAGCCAAAACCGAAGCUGGAGACCAAUGAAGAACCCCAGGUUUGGUCUGAGGCAUUAAGAAUCAAGUCAGAGGAUGUUGUUGCCCUGCCUUAUGUCAUUCCUUUCUGAUACCAGAUAUUCUCAUUAUACUUGAAGUGCCUGAUUUACCUUGGAAUAUCCGGCAGCAUGAACAUAUAGUUGAUUUGUGCAUUUUACUGCCUUGGGUUUCCAUAUGCCUGUUAUUUCUGGCAUGAGCACAAACUUGUAGUUUGAACGUACUGGUAUCCUUGCCUGGGCCAAACGAUAUGGGUCACUGCUCUUGGCAUAUCCAAAGUGGGAUGGCUCUCGACUCGUGGGACUCGAUAAACUGGCAUUUCAUUCAUUGAAAUCUGAGUUUUGAGUCAUUUCCAGUAGAAGCAAGUUAAAUAGACUACAGUAUUCCAAGUCCAUAAACUAGAAGGGAGCUAUUGCCAGAUCAUGGAGUUCUGAUCUUGCUGCACUGUGCACAAUUUUGAUAUGUAUUGAUGUAAAUCUUUUCAUUAAAGAGAAGCUAAUGAAAGAGGCUGUUAUCAUUCA
This is a messenger RNA of Musa acuminata AAA Group (dessert banana), 3284 nucleotides long. RefSeq lists its product as uncharacterized. NCBI's taxonomy places the organism in Eukaryota, Viridiplantae, Streptophyta, Magnoliopsida, Zingiberales, Musaceae. The record is from RefSeq and is a predicted model, not a curated record. The coding region runs from base 1035 to 2837 and encodes 600 amino acids. The transcript has 3 exons.